Messenger RNA from Cyprinodon variegatus (sheepshead minnow), 2141 nucleotides. It is a transcript of the gene cdca7a, whose product is annotated as cell division cycle associated 7. Gene Ontology annotation, biological process: regulation of DNA-templated transcription. The transcript has 10 exons. The record is from RefSeq and is a predicted model, not a curated record. Lineage: Eukaryota; Metazoa; Chordata; Actinopteri; Cyprinodontiformes; Cyprinodontidae. The coding region runs from base 116 to 1300 and encodes 394 amino acids. Gene Ontology annotation, cellular component: nucleus.
AAAUGAACGGUGUGUGGCUACUUGCAGCUGCAAGUCCUGCUUUGUUCGCUGCUGAGCUGCUGCUGCACGGUGAGCUGCUUUAUCAGGCGAUUUAGACCACUUCUACAGGACAAACAUGCCGUUCACCCGCUCCCAGAAACUGGUGGCCCAGUCUUCAACAACUAAGAUGAGCCUGAGGAGCUUCCGUAGUGUCCCCCUGGUCCCCAUGGAGACCUCAUCCUCCUCUUCUGAUGACAGCUGCGACAGCUUCGGCUCUGAUGGAGGCUUUGUGAAUACGAGGAGGAGCCUGAAUCAUACAAGGAGGACUACUGAGAAACCAAAGGGGUUUGAAGCCACGUCAGAGGAGGACACGUGCAGCGGGUUUGAGGAGAAAGUCAUCAGCAGGCAGAUCAAAGCAAUGAAAGUAGACUGUGAGGCUCCAAAACAUGGCCGCAGGUCAAAUGUCCUAAAAGUUGCGAUGACGUUCCCAACAAAGAAGAUGGACAGGAAGAGACCUGCAUCCGAACCUCUGCCUCAGCCUAAAGUGCAGGACUCUGAGGAUGAGGAAGAGGAGAACUUCAUGACGAAGAGGGCCUUGAAUAUUAAGGAAAAUAAAGAAAUGCUUGCAAAGCUCUUAGCAGAGCUGAACAAAGUACCUGGACUCCUUCCAGGGAAACGCAUGGCAAAGUCGGCUUCAGCUACGCCAAGACGGAUGACGUGGCAUCAGUUGAGAACCCCCAGUCGGCGGAUCUCCACACGGUCUCGCUCCAAGUUGGAGGGACCUCCCAGCCCGCCUCCUGAGGAAGAUUCCAACGAUAAGUUCAGCCUGGUUCGCAAAAGCCCCUACUACGAAGAGUAUGAUGAAGCUCCCCGUAGCCGAUCCUAUAACAGGUCUAAAGCCAUCCCUCAUGUGGUUCGACCGGUAGAGGAAAUUAGCGAGCUGGAGCUACAGAAAAUCUGCUACAAUGUCCGAGAGAAGGUCUACAACAGCUCCACUGGUUCUACCUGCCACCAGUGCCGACAGAAGACGACCGACACAAAAACCAACUGCCGUAAUCCAGAGUGUGUUGGGGUGAGGGGGCAGUUCUGUGGCCCGUGCCUCCGUAACCGGUAUGGCGAGGAGGUCCGGGAUGCUCUGCUGGAUCCAGAGUGGCAAUGUCCGCCUUGCAGAGGGAUCUGUAACUGCAGCUUCUGUCGGGCCAGAGAAGGCCGCUGUGCUACGGGGGUUCUGGUCUACCUGGCUAAAUACCAUGGCUUUGAUAAUGUGCAUGCUUACUUGAAAAGCUUGAAAAAGGAGAUGGAGGAAGAAAGCAGCAAGUGAAAAGUGGAGACAAAUCUUCUGCAGAUAUUGUUGAUGACUGACAUGGUUCCUGACCAGUUUCUACUACAUAGCUCAGUAUUUGCAGCAUGGGAACUGGAUAUAAAUUAGUCGAAGUGGUUAUCCAAUUUUCAAAGCUACAGAUUUUAAGCCAUAGAUUGAUAUCUAGAUAAAUUAAUUCUGUAAUCGAAUUAAUCAUCCAAGGGUGCAAAUGUUGUUUUGACGGCUUUAGACCGAUCCCCUUCUGCUGUACAUUGUUUUAAAUGUAUUCUCUUGAAACAUUGUUAAACCGAAUCUUCCUUUUUCCUGGCUUCGGCUUUAAUGCUUGUGUUUUUACAAGUGGCUUUUAUUUUUGCUUGCUGGAAUGAGAACGUUCCUGUCUGUUAUAGUGUAAAAAAUCGUCCCCAGGUCCUCCGGCUGUAGGUUGGAAAAAGGGCAUAUAGGGCGAGGUCCACUGCCUUCCUCCUCUAAACCGUGAGGAGAUGUGAUAAACUGCAGCGCCUGGUUAAAUAUCCUUCAUUAGAUAACUGUCACUAAUGGUGUGGAAACAAUUAGCACACUCUAAUGGGAAUCUCAUACCUGUAAAUCACUUUGUCCUGUUAAAGCACGUUCUCACUCUGCACCAGCCUCCGCAGCUCAUUUUCUGCCGUUCAGUUGUUGAGCAGAAAUGGCUGGAGGUGCUUCUGAAGUGGUGGCAGAGUUAUAGGCUGCGUUUUCUGCUCACAGCGCUCAUGAAAAUCAACCCUUCUGCUAUUCUUCAUCUCUAGACUGAACCUGUGGUUAAAGAUGUUUAAUCCUAAGAUGCUUUUGCAAAAUGUGAUCAGUUUUGUUCUUUUUUUUUUUU